CGCCUGCGCUUUUCUGAGAGGGGAAAAAGCAUGGUAAAAGCUGGCCCCGAUCCUUGGAGCGCAGCCCCGCUGAGCAGGAGGUGGGAUUAUUCCAGGGUAGUUACGGAGAGCUAUAACCUGGCAGCGGAGUGUUAAAGCGACUUGUCCCCGCUGGAAGAGGAACCCGCUGCGGGCACCGCCGGCGUGGCAGCCCGCGCCGUGGCUGUGGGGAGGUCACUCAGGUCCUUCUCCUCCUCUCGCCCUUCUUUCUCCUUCUAGUGAACGGCAGAAGAAAGAACUGGUACUCGGCUCUUGCCAGCGUUGGGAAUACCGUGCCUUUUGCCUGGGAUGAUUUGUCUUGACGUGCCGCUUCGACGGGAUGUACAAAGUGCGACUGGGACCGAUCCGGCCAACAAAGUUUGCGGCGUGAUCGGCAGGGGCAGUGGGAUGGAGGUAGCUGGGCACACGCCGGUGGGGUCCGUCACGCAUGGUCCGACAGCACAGACCUGCUGCUCCCUUGAAAACUAACUCCUGAUGGUCAAACUCUGCCAGCUCCUGUUUUUACUUCUCCCCUGCCAAUCUGCACUUUCAGGGAAAAAACCACACACACACGCACCUGAUGCAAUGCAGUGUUUUUGUGGUGGUUUUGUGUAUAAGAUUUGCUAUGCAAUUCCAAAACUAAAAGAGGAGGAGAGACGGCCCUGCAUCCCAGAGCAAACAGAGAAUCAGAGGUGAAAGGUAGGAGCCAGCAUUUCUCAUUUAAAUAAAACUAAAUAACCUGAGCUACUUCUUACUGAAAACCUUUAAAACACACCUACUGUAUGUUUAUUUUCUUUGUCUUGGAAGUGUAAAACAGUUUGAAACAAAGUGAAGAUUUGCUUUCUGACGCUGCCCAGAAACAGAGAACUGAUGCAUUUUGUAACAGGAGUGUACCGAGGAGGAAGGAUGGAGUGUUUCAUCAGUGAGACAUUUAGGAAACUAGAGAAAAGCACCUCGUAUAGUACGCUUCAGUAAAUAGGAAAGGCUAGUGCAGUGGACUCUGGAAACACUCGAUCAAUAGCCUAUUUAAGUGGGAAUAUGUGCAAGCAUGGAAAAGUGAUUGCUUUCCUGUCUGUGGGGUAUAUUUGCAGAGGACAGCAGCAGAACGUUUGCAGGAAAGGAGCUGAUGCCGUCAUGAAAAUCAUGAUAUGAUUUUCCCUCAGGAGAAACUAUGACUUGGAACGACACCACUAUGGACGGGGAAGGGUUGCUGGUGGAAAGGGACUCUUCCUUUCGGAUCCUCACGGGCUGCUUCCUCUCGCUGCUGAUUCUCUCCACGCUGCUGGGAAACACACUGGUCUGUGCAGCUGUCAUUAGGUUUCGCCACCUCAGGUCCAAGGUGACCAACUUCUUUGUCAUCUCCUUGGCCGUGUCAGAUCUCUUAGUGGCAGUUUUGGUCAUGCCUUGGAAAGCUGUGGCUGAGAUCGCCGGUUUCUGGCCUUUUGGUUCAUUUUGCAACAUCUGGGUGGCCUUUGAUAUUAUGUGCUCAACAGCCUCCAUCUUAAAUCUCUGUGUCAUUAGUGUGGACAGAUACUGGGCCAUCUCCAGCCCGUUUAGGUACGAGAGGAAAAUGACCCCCAAGGCAGCCUUCAUCAUGAUCAGCGUGGCGUGGACUUUGUCCGUGUUGAUUUCCUUCAUCCCUGUGCAGCUGAACUGGCACAAGGCUACAACCACAAGCCUUUUGGACCUAAAUGCCAGCUUACAAGGUAUAAGCAUGGACAACUGUGAUUCUAGCCUAAACAGGAUGUAUGCCAUCUCCUCUUCUCUAAUUAGCUUCUAUAUACCUGUGGCCAUCAUGAUAGUAACUUACACGAGGAUAUACCGGAUUGCUCAGAAGCAAAUACGACGCAUCUCAGCUUUGGAGAGAGCAGCAGUGCAUGCCAAGAACUGCCAGAACACGAGUGGCAACAGAAGCAGUAUGGACUGCCAGCAACCAGAGAGCAACUUCAAAAUGUCCUUCAAGAGGGAAACAAAGGUUUUAAAGACUUUGUCGGUGAUCAUGGGGGUCUUUGUGUGCUGCUGGUUGCCAUUUUUCGUAUUGAACUGCAUGAUUCCCUUCUGUGAGCCUACCCAACCUUCCAAGGGAGCAGAAGCUUUCUGCAUUAAUUCCACCACCUUUGAUGUUUUUGUUUGGUUUGGAUGGGCUAAUUCUUCCCUCAACCCCAUCAUUUAUGCCUUCAAUGCUGAUUUCCGCAAGGCAUUUUCGACCCUGCUAGGAUGCUACAGGCUCUGCCCUAUGUCCAGCAAUGCUAUAGAGACUGUUAGUAUUAACAAUAAUGGAGCAGUUGUUUUUUCGAGCCAACAUGAGCCCAAAGGGUCCAGCCCCAAAGAGUCUAAUCUGGUUUAUCUGAUUCCACAUGCAAUUAUCUGUCCAGAAGAAGAACCUCUCAAAAAGGAAGAAGAGGGUGAACUAUCUAAGACCUUGGAGAAAAUGUCUCCAGCACUGUCUGGUAUCUUGGAUUAUGAAGCUGAUGUUUCUUUGGAAAAGAUCAAUCCCAUUACACAAAAUGGGCAGCAUAAAACCUGAACAGUAAGGUUUACCCAGCAAGACCUAAUAGUCUAUAUGGUAAUAACCUUUAAAAAAAAAAAAAGAAAAAAAGAAAGAUAUACAAGAUUUUUUGGUAAGAAACUAAGCUCUAGGGAGAAAAACACAUUUACACCAAGCCCAGAAUUAAUUUUCCUGACAUUCAAAGCAAAUUUAACUUUUUAAACAAUAAACAGAAAAAGAUACUGAAAAUUGGUUUAAAAAAGGGAUAUUAAACUGUACUGUUCAUACUGAGGAAAAUAUACAAAUUCAGAUACAGUGCAGUGACAAAGAAAGUAUUGCUGCUUCUCUACACAGAGAAACCAAUUUAUAGCUUAAAAUGAGGCAAAAGAUAAAUGUUAAGUAUUUAAAGAUUAAUGUUUACUAGAAGUUAAAAGAUUGCUGUGUCUUGUGAUAGUGGGUGUUAACAGAUCCUAAUUAAAGACUGAGGGAUUGUAAAGGUAGGUAGAUGCCUUCUUAAAAUUAUUUCUGACAAAUAAUUGAGCCUUAUAAUGAGAAUGGUUAUUUUUAAAGCUUUGGGAGGUAAUAUGUUGAUACUGGUUUUAUUUAUUUAUUGUUUUAAAUCGAUAUUUUUCAUAUGUUAUAACAGAUCUAGCUUUAUUUAUGUUAUUUAAGAUGUCUAAAUAAUGGGAUAUUUUUGGAGUGUCACAACUGCAUUUUGAUCAGUCAACCAGUCAGCACUUUAUUACAAGCUCUGAUAGUCUGGAGAGGUGGUGAGGAGAAUGAAGGAAUGUUAAGAAGCUCAGCAAGAAAUGAAGGAAUCAACAAAACUGAUGCUGUAUGGAGUUUGUUUGCUUGUGGGCUUUUUUUUUUUUAAAGUGGGAUUUCUUUCAAAAGAUAGGACCAGCGUUGACUGAGUUGUGAAUUCUCUUCCCUUAUAGAAAUAAAAGAAAUUGCUGCUAUUUAUUUUUAAAAAGUUUCAUGUUACAAAGACUUUGCUAGAAUGUCAAGUUUGUGGAUCUGUAAAUACCUUAAAUAUGACUACAACCUUAAGAAGAAUCCAAUUUGAGAAGAAAAGCUUCUUAGAUAACAAUUCUUAGUAUAUAAUGUUUUGUAUUUAUGUAAGAUAAACAGCUUUCUCAGACUUUUCUUAUUUCAAGUCUUGGAUAUCUUUUCUGAACAAACACAAUUGGUUAUAAUGGUAGUAAACAUGCCAAACCUCGUUAUCAUCUGUAUUAUUGCAGUACCACCAGGAUCAUGCUCUCUGUCUGCUACUGUAUCACGGUCAGAAUUAAAAAGUGAGGUACCUAGUGCUUUACUUUGGAAACUAGGAGGAUGUUACAUUUUAGUAAUUACCAUGUCAAUAGUCCAUUCGAUAUGGAAUAGUGCCUCAUUACCAUUUUGGAUUAAGACAUUUCUAAAUAUGGAUGGAACUGCAGCCCCCACCUCAAAAAGUCCUGUGAGCUCCAAAAAAGUUGCUAAUGUUUAAUUCAAAAAAACUGCUACUUUUCCAUUGUCCUUCCCUGCUGCUUUCCCUUUGUAAUGCCAAAAGCAAUCAGUGAACGUUAGCAACAGGAACAUUGGGUGUUAAUAUUCAGCAGCAUUCAAAGAAAGCUAUUUGUUUUCCGAAAAUACCCUUUCGAGCAACUUUUUCAUAACAUAUAUUAAAAAAAAUGUGUUGUCAGAAAAAGAGAACUGAGAGGAAAAAAAAAUUUAAACUCUAAUGAACUAUAUACAUCCUGCAUCAGGUCUGUGUAUUUAUGUAUUGUGAAUGUUUUCAUAAUUUUAUUGCUUGUAUGCUGCUUUCAUACAUAUAAUAAAAUUAUUUUGUGAACAGAAGGUCAAAUAAAAUGAUCUACAUUGCA
Aquila chrysaetos chrysaetos is the source of this 4368-nucleotide messenger RNA. It is a transcript of the gene DRD1, whose product is annotated as dopamine receptor D1. NCBI's taxonomy places the organism in Eukaryota, Metazoa, Chordata, Aves, Accipitriformes, Accipitridae. Gene Ontology annotation, molecular function: dopamine neurotransmitter receptor activity, coupled via Gs; G protein-coupled receptor activity. Gene Ontology annotation, biological process: vasodilation; G protein-coupled dopamine receptor signaling pathway; adenylate cyclase-activating adrenergic receptor signaling pathway. The record is from RefSeq and is a predicted model, not a curated record. The transcript has 2 exons. Bases 1190 to 2545 code for a protein of 451 amino acids. Gene Ontology annotation, cellular component: plasma membrane.